GAGGUCAUAUGCACAGGAUCUGCCAUUUUGGGAAUAGGAUGCUGGCUGGCUCAGGUGGGCCUCUGGCCUGAUCCAGCAGGCCACGUCAUGGGUCCUUAUCUUCCCUCUCUCUUCCUCCAGCUCCUUGCACAGGAGGCAGAGAAGGAAGAAUUGCACUGGCUUCUAGCCUGUGGCUUCUUUUGCACUAUGAACCUAUCCCAGCAACUGGGGUAGAAUGGAGGGAGGAAAAGUUUGUAACUAUAGAGAAGAGAUUUUUCUCUCCUGUCCCCCUCCAGCCAUUGCCAAGGGGGAGUGUCAGAUGCUGUUUUCAGAGAUGCCAAGCGCACUGUUUUGUCUCCUGGCCUGCGCGACUGUUUAGUUUUGCCACCCAUGCAGAAUUUAAAUUUAUCCCCUUGGCCGGUGGCCAGGAUCGGAGGUAGAAAGCCUUGGCGGGAGGGGAAAACUCAGCACCAUUGUGUCUGUGCACUUGUCACAUGAGGCAUAUCUAUGCGCUGGAACUCCACCGGAGAGCAGCUUCAUGCGUGCAUUGCAUGAAAAAUGGCCAUGUGUGACGAAAUUCGGCGCCUUUCCUCCCAGGGGAACAGGCCUUGGCACACCAGAGACAAUUGCCUCUUGGCGCCAGGGUUUGUGAGCUCAGCAAGCCUCCUAAAGUCGCAAGCGGGAAACCUCUAAGUGCAGGAAAACUGUGCCAAAGAGCAUCAGGUCUAUAAAACCUGCAGUCAUGAAAAGGAAGGAGAUGAAACCUUCCCGGUGUAUCACCGUGGCUACUGCUUUGCUGAGUCUGGUUGCCCUCAAAGCCUACAUUGAGUGGAGUGUGGAGGAGGCCGAGAGGGUCCCGACCCCUCAUGGGGGGCACGGCGUCACGGCCCAGCCCUCCAAGGACGACUUGCCGGCCUUUACCCUGCAGCGCUUCAACGCCUCUUUGCAUCAGCUGCGCCAGAGCAUCCCGCGGACAAACGCCUACUGGAAUGAAAAGCAGCACCAUAUUUUCCAGGACUUGGAGUACGGGCUGGUGAACACUUCAUGGAACGACUGUUCCGCCGGGCCCGAGGCAGCAAGCCGGGUGGCCAAAAUCAGCGACUUCAGCUCCUAUCCGGACCUUUACAAGAACUUCCUCCUCUACGACGAAUGCCGGAACUUCUCUCUCUUGAUCAACCAAGCAGGCAAAUGCUCCGGCACCAAGAACCGCACUUUCCUGCUCUUGGCUAUCAAAUCUCUGCCGGGGAAUUUCGCCGCCCGCCAGGCCGUGCGGGACACGUGGGGGGGCGAGGGCGAACCCGGAGGGUUGCCGGUCCGCACCGUCUUCUUGCUGGGCACGGCCCAGAGCAGCUUCGGGCCUCGGCUCCAGCGCCUGGUGGACUACGAGAGCCGGAGCUAUGGCGACAUCUUGAUGUGGGACUUUGAGGACACCUUCUUCAACUUGACUCUGAAGGACUUCCUCUUCCUCAGUUGGACCGCGGAGUAUUGCCGGGACGUGCGCUACAUCCUCAAGGGGGACGACGACGUCUUCAUCAACACACCCAAGGUCUUGGAGUAUCUGGGGUCCCUAGACGCCAACAAGAUGCUCUACACGGGCCAAGUGAUGGCCAACGCUUCGCCGUUCCGCGUCCGCCGGAGCAAAUACUAUGUCCCUGAGUCGUAUUACGUGGGGCCUUACCCGUCCUAUGCGGGGGGUGGGGGGUACAUCUUCUCGGGGCCGCUAGCCCGGUGGCUCCACCUCGUGUCCCGACACAUCGCGUUCUACCCCAUCGACGAUGUUUACACGGGCCUUUGCUUCCAAGCCCUGGGCAUUGUCCCUGAGGCGCACCCGGGCUUCCUGACCUUUGACAUUGCGGAGAAGGACCGCAGCGACCCUUGCGUCCACAGCAGGCUACUGCUGGUCCACCGCCGCAGCCCCCAACAGACCCUCCAGCUGUGGAAGCAGAUCACAGACCCAAACCUCAGCUGCUGAACAAUGGGAGUCAGGAACAAGGGGUUUGAGGCGCUUCCUGUUGAGCGCUGAAGGCAGACGUGGUGCAGCCUUUUGUGUCUUUGUUGGACACGAGGACCUCCUGUGUGCAGUUAAGGGAGGGGAAUGACCUCCUUGAAAAGUCUGUGUGUGGAGAAAGGGCCACUGCCUUCGUAUUCUGCUUGGGCACUUCCUAGAGGCAGGGGCCUGGCCACGGUCGGAAACCGAAUACUGGGUCAGAAGGGCACCCUCUUCACUAGGCUUCUCCUUAGGUUUCUGUUUUAUGCCUGCUCUGGGGUGGCAGCAUGGAGAGAGGAUAAAUUGGCAGGUUGCGCAGUGAGCAGUCCUGUAGAAAGCAGAGGACCAGAGGGGCAUUUUUCUGAGUUGUUUGGAAAGGGUGGUAUCUCAGGGGCAGAGGACAUGUCUGGCUGUGUCAAGGCCCACCUUCAAUCUCUUUGCCCGGGGUGGGGGGCCCUUUACUGCCAGAGGGCCGCAUUCUCUUCCGUGCCAUCUUCUGAGGGGCCGCAUGCCAGCGGUAGGUGUGACCAGAGGUACAAGUGGGUGGAGCAAUGGAUGUAAAUUUGGCCUUUGUAUAGGAGGCAGGUUUCUACACAGACAGACACCACCUAUCCUCCUUCUGGACAAGUAAAAGGUGUGAUCAGAGUUCAAGGAGACAUUUGUGGAAUCAUGGAAGAGUUGGAAGGGACCCCAUGGGUCAUCUAGUCCAACCCCCUGCAAUGCAGGAAUCUCAACUAAGGCAUCCAUGACAGAUGGUCAUCCAACUUCUGCUUAAAAGCCUCCAAGGAAGGAGGGUUCACCACCUUCCAAGGGAGACUGUUGCACUGUUGGAACAGCCAUUUGGGGGUGUGAAAAGGGGCCAAAGUGGGGUAUGGCUUGGAGACAGGGGGUAUGACUAAGGGAGAGUUCUUCCUGGUGUUUAGUCGUGAUCUCCUUUCUUGUAACUUGAAGCCAUUGGUUCGAGUCCUACCGUCUAGAGCAGGAGAAAACAAGCUUGCUCCCUCUUCCGUGUGGCAGCCCUUGAGAUACCGUGUUUCUCAAAAAAUAAGACACCAUCUUAUAUGUUUUUUCCCUCAAAAAACAACAACACGGUGGCUUAUUUUCAGGGGAUGUCUUAUUUUUUUUAAUUAAGUAUUUUUUAAUUAAGUAUUUUUUUAAUUAAGUAUGGUACAGUUUAACCUUGUAGGUUAAACUGCCUAUCACUAUGGCUUAUUUGGGGGGUAUGGCUUAUUUUUGGAGAAACACGGUAUUUGAAGGUGGCUCUCAUAUCUCCUGUCUCUUCCUAUCCAGGCUAAACAUACAGUACUCAGCUCCCUCAUCCAUUCCUCAUAAGGCUUGGUUUCCGGACCCUUGAUCAUUUUGGCUGUCCUCCUCUGCACAUGUUCCAGCUUGUCCAUAUCCUUCUUAAAUUGUGGCACCCAGAACUGGGCACAGUAUCCCAGGUGUGGUCUGACCAAGGCAGAAUACAGUGGUACCACGAGUUCCGUUGACCAAAACACUAGACUUCUGUUGAUGCAGUCUAGAAUAGCAUUAGUAUUUUUAUUUAUUUAUUUGCUGCUGCAUCACAUUGACUCAUGUUAAACUUGUGCUCCUUUUUCACACGUACUGUUAGUAAACCAGGUGUGUCCCCUGCCAUCUUAUAUUUGUGCAUCUGGUUCUUCCUGCCUUAAGUGCAGAACUUUACAUUUGUUCAUAUUGAAAUUAAUUUGGCCCAGUUCUCCAAUCUGUUAAGUCUAUUUUAUUGUGUGGGGAACAAAUCUCCAAGCUGCCAUUGCCUUUAGAAAGAAACCUAAACAUGCAUAAAGGGAUGUGAAAUUAGGAGGGAGAAAUUCUAUCGCAACAGCUCAAUGUUAGGGAAUGAUAAUUUUCAGAUUUGGAAGGGCAAACAACUCAGUCUUUCAGAUCGCCCAGGUUAAAAAAUAUUUGGAGGAUUAACACUUGCUAUACACUUUUUCCGGUAUGAAAGUCUGCAGCCCUACCAGGGAUGUCGCACUGAUAGAUUUCCUGCAAUGGCAAGUGGUUUGACUAGAUGGCCUUUGAGUACUUACCAGUACAUUUCAGGUGCUUGUCAAAUUUGCUUUCAAUCAAUCAAACUCUUUGAUCACACAGUGGGAUUCUGUACAGCUCAUGUACCAGAGCUGGCUCAGCUAAUCAGAAAUAUUAAAAAUCCAACAUGCAACUUGAAUGCAGUUUUCUUCCUGCUGAAACAAGGAGGGCUGCAGACAUGCACAACCACUCGGAUCUGAAGGCUGACAUCUUUAGCAGGAUAGUACUUGGGACACAUUGAAAAGAAGCAGGUCCAGUUUUUACAACACUUGCUUCAGAAAGACUUAAGUGUUGUGGAAACCUCUGCCUGGUUCACACCUGUCUGUCAGGCUGCUUUUAAAGGCUCAGGACAUGGGCCGAGUAAGAGUGGUACUGAUUCUGGGUUGGGCUCUCCUUCCUCACCUUCCUCACCCCAAUGCCGGAUCUGGCUGGGUGGAUCCUGCUGAUGAGUUCUGUAUUAUCUGACAUGUUUUUCCCACUACAAGCAUUUCCCCUCUACAGUCCUCGAUCUCCUAGGUCCAAGCACUGGCAGAGGAAGGGGGGUGCGGUGGGUGCGGCCUGGCCGGGAUGUCAUCCGGGGGGGGGGGUUGACAUCGCCCUCCCACCCCCCUGGCUAGCUCCACCUCCAGGUCCAAGGCACCCAGAGAAAUUGGAUGAACAAAGGAGCCCAGCAAACUUGUCCGUGCUAUCAGCCUCCUAGUGUUUAAAUACACCUGAAGGAAAAGUGUCCACCUUCAUCAAUGGCAAAAAAAUAGGUGUGUUCUAUGAAAUCACAGGCUAUUAAUUGCUGCCUUCUUGGCUGCAUCUUACACAGAAAUUUGAGCGAGGUUCGUGUGUUUCCAUGUGAUUUAUUUAAAGAGCAGGGAAGACUAUUUCUCCCAGCUGCAGUGAUGUACAGAUAUCAUAAUAAAAUAUGCCUCAGGUGCUGUGUCUUGAUCAUGUGAUUCAUGUCUGCCAUGGUUGGAAGUUAAACUUGUUGCUGCUCUUUGGAAAGUAUUCACAAGUGCUUUUAAAAUACCAGGCUAGUAACCUAGUGCUAAACUAUUAUUUUGCAGCAAGGCAGUGGUUCCUAAAUGAUGGUGUAGCAGGGAGGCAAGCUGUUUUCAGUGUUGUGUUUUAUAAACCAAAAAGUCUGCCUUUUGGCUGGGGCAAGCAGCUGAGGCAAAAAAUGGAAGGGUGACGGGUCGUAUCAAAGGGACAGAACAGGCUUGUAGACAGGAAAGCAGAUGGCCAAGGAAUCUUUAGUGUCCUUCCACAUGAUGGCUGACAGGUGGUAAAACGAGGCAGUGAGCAAAUAACAAGUAAACUAGGAAAGUAUGCUGUGAUACAAAAUUUUAAGGAACUUGCCCUAAGAUGUUGAAGAUGAUGGAUUCUGUACCUAGUACCUGUUUCCAACUAAGUUCUACUCAGACAAGAGCCUCUGAAAUUAAUAAAUCUGCAUUAGUCAUGGCCAUUAACUUCAGUAGGUCUACUCAGAGGAGGGCUGGCAUUGGAUGCGACCCUAUGGCGCUGUAGUGCAACUGUAGAAUAUUCUAGUUACAGGUAGGUACUGUGUUGGUCUGCCAUAGUUGAAACAAAAUUUAAAAAAUCCUUCCAUUAGCACCUUAGAGACCAACUAAGUGUUAUUGGUAUGAGCUUUCGUGUGCAUGCACACGAAAGCUCAUACGAAUAACAAACUUACCGUAGUUGGUUUCUAAGGUGCUACUGGAAGGAAUUUUAUUUUGUAGAAUAUUCAUCACAGUCAGGGUGAGAUGAGAUGAAGCAGCUAACUUUGCUCUACUGCAGUUUUAAUCAUUCUAACAUGAAUUCAUCAGGGCUCAGCUCCACAGCUUGUUUCGAUUUAGGGUGCAAGCCCUAACUCCUGUGAAGCGAAGGCAGAGUGUCUCUGAACACGUGCAAAGUGCCAUUCUUUCCUUCCCAAGUGACUGCCAAACGGGUUCCACCCAUUUUGAUAACUAUCCCAACCAAGGAUGUGGCACCCCUGGCUGCAGAUUCUCACUGGCCGAAAAGCAGAUUGCAUAGAGGCAAAUGCCCAUGAAAGUUUUAUUAAUUCCCCAAUGUGCCCCUUUGUUUAUGCAUACAUUUGCCUAGACACUUGUUACCCCCAGCAGCCCAAAUAGAACCGUUGCUUUUCAGUGGUAAGAACUUCCGAUUCAAGCGUAACAGACCAAGAGAGCUCUGCCCCCACCCCAAGGUGCCUGUUUAGAUCGGGGAAAGGGCUGAGGAAAAGAAGCCCAGGCAAGACAGCUGUAACUUUUUCUUUUAGCAUUACUCUCCCCAGCUGCUAAAACCCCUCAAAAAUCAGAUGACAAGCUUGAGGUUCACAUCCCUUUAAAAUGUCAUUUAUCACCCAAAAGACACUAUCCAAAGAGGGCCUGGAUUUACUCCCAGACAGGACACCAACUGCGGCCUCCCACUCUAGACAGGGCAUCUUUACUUCUAGCGGCAGAUUCCACCAAAGCGGUAUUCAGUUCCGGAGACAUUUACGAUGGCAUUAGGGA
This is a messenger RNA of Zootoca vivipara (common lizard), 6513 nucleotides long. It is a transcript of the gene B3GNT8, whose product is annotated as UDP-GlcNAc:betaGal beta-1,3-N-acetylglucosaminyltransferase 8. Gene Ontology annotation, biological process: protein O-linked glycosylation; poly-N-acetyllactosamine biosynthetic process. Gene Ontology annotation, cellular component: Golgi membrane. Lineage: Eukaryota; Metazoa; Chordata; Lepidosauria; Squamata; Lacertidae. Gene Ontology annotation, molecular function: protein N-acetylglucosaminyltransferase activity. The record is from RefSeq and is a predicted model, not a curated record.